Centruroides sculpturatus (bark scorpion) is the source of this 1397-nucleotide messenger RNA. RefSeq lists its product as uncharacterized. Bases 140 to 1108 code for a protein of 322 amino acids. Lineage: Eukaryota; Metazoa; Arthropoda; Arachnida; Scorpiones; Buthidae. The record is from RefSeq and is a predicted model, not a curated record. The transcript is spliced from 5 exons.
UUUCGCUGCUGUUUUGAUAAGAUUACGUCUAUGUGCUUCGUAACGGAAAUCCCUGUCGUUAUUUCUUCACUCGACUUCUCGUCGUUCGUGGCUCGUACUUUCUUCAUUCGCUGUUGCGACAAACGAACGAAGAAACGAAAUGAAAGAAAAUAGACGACCCGUCUUUAAUACACUCUUCAUUUUGGUGGGAGUUUUUGUUUUCUCCUUCUUCGUUGUUCUUCUAACUUUAAGCGCCGUCAUUUUGCACAGGCUGAGAGAUAGCGACGUCGGAACUUCUGGUCAAAGUUCGGAUUCGCAAAGCUUGAAGUCCUUACGACAGGAAAUUAAUGCCUUAAAACUAUUGUUAGCUAGUGGGAAUAUCGAAAACAUGGAUCGACAAUUGGUGGAUUUGCAACAAGAAUUUACAAAUAAUCGAGAGGAAAACACACAAGAUGAACAAUUAGGCAUUAAAGCUAGGCAAAGAAGAGAGAAAAGUGACCACAACAAAAUCGAUAGAACCGCUUCUUUCGAGCAUACUCCUUACUUCAGAGGAAGUACGUUGUACACUCGAUGGGGAAGAGUAAAUUGUUCGGAAACUCCUUCCACCACUACCGUCUACAGCGGUAUAAUUGGCAAUAGUCACUUGGGACAUCAGGGUGGAGGAUCAAAUCAUCAAUGUUUACCUUUCGGACCCGAAUACGGAUACCAACAAAAAGGAUUGCAAUAUUCGGUCGGAGCGGGAGGGAGUUUAAUACAAGGAGUAGAAUACAGGGCGGAAAACAUUUACCCUUUCAAGAACGAAAACAACGGCGAUCAGACCUUAAAUAAGGAGGACGCCGUAUGUUCUGUCUGUUACGUAUCUACGAGAUCGGUCACCCUUAUGAUACCGGGCAAGAGAAGUUGUCCGGAAGAAUGGACGUUGGAAUACGUAGGGUAUCUGAUGGCUGCUCACUUCAAAAAUCACAGAACGGACUUUAUCUGCGUGGACGAGAGCCCCGAAGGAAAACCAUCGGGGGAGAACACCAACGGGGGAAGCCACUUAUAUCCUGUAGAAGGAGGAUGCGGAGCGCUUCCCUGCCCGAAUUAUCGGGAAGGACUGGAAAUAGCAUGCGUGGUCUGUACUAAAUGACACAUUGUUUUUCCACGCGCUCUUUCUAUUUCCGGGCGAGAAAACCGACAAAGACUAGAGGAAAUACGACGAUGACUUUCCAUUUUUUUCCCCCUCUACGUCUAGGUUAAAAUUUGGAACAAUGUAUGAAAUUAAGACGAGGAAGAUUCAAGUUUUCAAAAUAUUUGUUGUCCAAAAGCAAUUUUUCUUUACAUUUAUCUAUAACUGUACCGUACAUUUGAUUGGUAUUUUAUUAUCGUAGAAGGGUAAACUCCUUCACCGUUAGUAAGUAAAGAACGUUGAAAAAAGU